Messenger RNA from Daktulosphaira vitifoliae (grape phylloxera), 644 nucleotides. RefSeq names its product LON peptidase N-terminal domain and RING finger protein 3-like. The record is from RefSeq and is a predicted model, not a curated record. The coding region runs from base 25 to 471 and encodes 148 amino acids. NCBI's taxonomy places the organism in Eukaryota, Metazoa, Arthropoda, Insecta, Hemiptera, Phylloxeridae. The transcript has 4 exons.
CUUUUUUUCAAUUACCUUAAAAACAUGUUUUUUUCAACCAAAAUUUUCUUUACGUUAUUAUUUACAAUUUUUUUUCCUAUGAGUAAUGCCAAUAAAAAAAAAAUUGAUACCAAUGAAACUGAUGAACAAAAUAAUAAGUUAUAUUAUCAUCCGACUAUUGAAUGGGAUUCAAAAGAUCCUUCUAAAUGCAGUUCCUGUGAAAAAAAUCCAUAUAAUAUGACUAUAACUACAUGUGGACAUAGAUAUUGUUAUGAUUGUGAAAAAAGUAUGCUUAAUGGCCAGUUGAAUUGUCCAUUGUGUAGAGAUAAUCCAAUUGAUCUAUCAGAUUAUCCUACUGAUUUUGUUCUACCAUGCAGUAUGCACGAUUUAUAUAAACUGGAAAUGUACCAGGGAUAUGUAACGAGGUCUAAACUGUAUAGAAAAUCUUACCAUGAAUUGUGUGACAAGAAACAGGAAAAUAUAUUAAAAUAGAGUUUACUAUUAUAUUUUUCAUAUUUUUAUAUCAGUACUUAAAUUCAAUGCCCUAGUAUAAUUAAAAAUAAAAUACGUAUUAAAAUAUAUUAUUAUUUAAAAUAAUAGUCUGUAUUGAAAAUUAUUUAUAUUUAAGAUGCACUGAAAAUAUUAGUUUAUCUGUAUGUUUCGAU